AUUUAUAUCUCAAAGAUCCACCAUAAUUAAAAACUCAAAACCAAAAACCAAACACAGAACCACAGCCUGUACCUGUCCCUACUAAAACCUGAAUUCCCAAAAUGGUACAGCGGCCCUAUAAUCUAAUAUUCCAUUUCCAUUUGAGACAGUAACUUUUAAAUACCAUUCUUAGAGAAAAACAGAGACCACGUACAAUUCAACUGGGGUGCUUUACCAGUGAAAGCCAAACAAAAGAGCAACACUUAUUACAGCAUGAAAUACAUUUAGCCAAGUGUUAAAUUUUCAGUACCAUAACUACGCAAAAAAGUAUGCUUUGGGUACAAAUGAGAAAUUUCCACCGGAAAAGGAGUCUCCGGAGUUUCGGAUUCGCUGCUUUCCAAGACACAUUCAAAGAUAAACUAGCAAGCAACCAAAUAAUUCAGGAUCAUUUGAGACUACCUAUCCAAUGUUUGACAAAAUGCCUCGACGAUGAUACCUUGAAUGCUAGGCUUACUCAGGUGAGUGCUGAUACUUAUUCUCGUCUACUGCUGGAUUGUGUUAGAAGAAGAUGCCUGAGAGAAGGAAUGACUGUCCAUGGUCAAUUGAUCAAAGUUGGAUUUGAACCCUAUACCUAUGUAUUAAACUGUUUAAUUGACAUGUAUGUCAAAUGUGGAAGAAUGGAUGAUGCACGCCAAGUUUUCGAAAACAUGCCAAUACGAGAUUUCUGUUCAUGGACCACUGUUCUUUCUGGGUAUGCUAAUUCUGGCCAUAUGGAUUAUGCAAGGGAAUUGUUUAACAAAAUGCCUAAACGAAAUGUGGUUUCCUGGAAUGCAAUGAUUGCAGGGUAUGCGCGAGAGGGGUUUGGUAAGGAGAAUGCAUUGAAUCUGUACUGCCAAAUGCAAAGGAUGGGCUUUAAACCUGAUGGCUUUACCUUUGCUAGUGUUUUGAGUGUGUGUGCAAGUUUGAGAGCUUUGGGGUAUGGAGAGGAGGUUCAUGUUCAGAUCAUUAAAAUUGGUAUGAAAUUCGAUGUGUUUGUGGGGACCGCUGUCGUUGAUAUGUAUGCUAAAUGUGGGAAUAUAGAGAUCGCACGCCAAGUGUUUGAUGAAAUGCCAGUUCGAAAUGUUGUUUCUUGGACUGCAAUGAUUACUGGAUAUGCACAUAAUGGGCGACCUGAGGAAGCUGCAAAUUUUUUUCAUCAAAUUCAUUGUGCAGGUAUGAAACCAAACAGGUUGACAUUUGUUGGUGUUAUAAGUGCAUGUGCUAUUUUAGUGGACUUGGAUUUUGGGUUACAGGUUCUUACACAAGUUGUAAAAAGUGGAUUUGAAUUGGAUGUUUCUGUGUGCAAUGCAAUUGUCACAAUGUAUGGUAAAUGUGGGAGCAUAAGGGACGCGCGUUACUUGUUUGAUAAAAUGCUGGAACGAGACUUAGUUUCAUGGAAUGCAAUGAUUGCAGGAUAUGCUCAGAAUGACUACGGUGAGGAGGCCUUAAAGCUUGGCUUCCAAAUGCAGUGGGCGGGUGUGAAGCCGAAUCAGUUCACUUAUGCCAGCAUUCUCAGUGUAUGUUCCAGUUUACUGGCCUUUGAGGAAGGCAAACAACUUCAUGGCAAAAUUACGAAAGUUGGUUUUGAGUCAAAUGUCUUUGUUGCAAGUUCUCUUGUUGAUUUAUAUGGUAAAUCUGGAAACACAGAUUAUGCCCGAUGCUUGUUUGAAAAAGCGCCGCGACGAGAUGCAAUCUCUUACAAUGCACUGAUUGCAGGGUAUGUGCAAGGUGGACAUGAUGAGGCGGCUCUCAAACUGUUUUUCAAAAUGCAACAGACUGAUUUGAAGCCAGAUGAGGUUACUUUUGCAAGUGUUGUCAGUGCAUGUGCUAGUCUAGCUAUCCUAGAAUAUGGCAGACACAUCCAUUCACACAUAAUCAGCAUUGGAUUCAUAUCACACAUAAAUGUGGCCAAUUCCCUGGUUACAAUGUAUGCCAGAUGUGGAAGCAUAGAAGAUGCAUGGCAAGUUUUCAGCAACAUGUUUGAACAUGAUCUUAUCUCAUGGAAUGCAAUGAUUACUGGUUAUUCCCAGCAUGGGCAUGGCAUCGAAUCCCUAAGGCUAUUUGAACAAAUGUUACUUAAGGGCAUGAGGCCAGAUGCUGUGACCUUUAUUGGUGUUCUCACUGCUUGUAGCCAUGCAGGUCUAGUGGACGAAGGAAGCCGAUAUUUUCAUUCUAUGAGUCAUGAGCAUCACAUUAUGCCAAGGAUGGACCAUUGUGCCUGCAUGAUUGAUCUGUUUGGUCGUGCUGGCCGUCUAGAAGAGGCAGAGGACUAUAUUAAUAAAAUGCCGUUUGAACCUGAUAUAAGUAUCUGGAUGACAUUGUUAAGUGCUUGUAGACUUCAUGGCAAUUUGGUGAUUGGAAAGCGUGUUGCAGAAUUGCUUUUUACUUUAGAGCCUCAAAAUACUUCAUCAUAUGUGCUGCUGUCAAACAUCUAUUCUGCAGCUGGAAGGUGGAAUGAUGCAGCCAAGGUGAGAAAAAUGAUGAAAGAUAGAGAAGUAAGAAAGAAGCCAGGGUGUAGCUGGAUCGAAGUCAAGAACAGAGUGCAUGCAUUCAGGUCAGAGGAUAGUUCACACCCACAAUCAGCGGAAAUUUAUGCAGUCCUGAAGACAUUAGCUGGACAGAUGGAGGAUGCAGGGUAUGUUCCAAACACAAGCUUUGUGCUCCAUGAUAUGAAGGAGGAGCUCAAAAAACAAGUUCUGUAUCACCACAGUGAGAAGCUAGCCAUUGCUUAUGGACUUAUGAGCACUCCUUCAGGGCACACUAUCCGUAUUAUAAAGAACCUCCGUGUAUGUGGUGACUGUCACACUGCUGCUAAGUUCAUCUCUAAAAUAGUUGGACGUGAUAUUGUGAUAAGGGAUGUCAUUCGGUUCCACCAUUUCAAGGAUGGGGUGUGUUCUUGCGGGGAUUAUUGGUAGGAGAAGCUGUAAUUGAAAGCAUUUUCUUGGAAGCAGGAGUAGUGUUCUGUGAAUGCUUUUGAUUUGAAGUGAAGUGGCUCUGACAUUGUGGAAUGAGGAGAUAUAUCUACACGAUAACAACUCUCAUAUUGGCGUCAUAUGUAAGGAAAGCAUACGCAUUGGAAUGCUCACGUUUCAUCUAGCCUCUUAUGGAAAGCUUCUUAUUUCGUGGUGGGUUCACCUUGGACUCACCAUAGAACUUCUGCACCCUACAACAUAUCUACUCCUGGAAACUGUUAAGAUUUCCUUUUGGAAGGAGUAACAGCAACAUCAUUCGGAAAUGUACAAAGACUAGUGCUGAGAUUCUCUACAAGGGACAGAUUCAGGUUCAAGACAGCAAGGUUGCAUUUGAAGUUGCUUAUCUGCAGGAGCUGUUAGACCACCAGGGUAACACACCAUGCACUGUUGCCUGGGUUCCUCCUGACUCCACCUCCCCUUGAGGGUGUUGGCAAAGAUGUCAUCACUCAUCCCAGCGGGAUCGGGAAAACAGUGGAGAUCGUGGUUGUCAAUCUUGUGGUUCUAUGCCUUAGAAUUCCAAGGACUCUGCUACUCGUGGAGGAUGGCCUUAACCUUCUCAUGUGACAUCUCCAAGGCAGGAUUUUGGCUGGCUGGACAUUUGCAAAUUCCCUCAUCUGUCGUUCACCAUCUCUCUGGUUUGCACUCAGCAGCCUCCCAAGGAGAAUGAAGAAAAUGGCACCGCUCUCAUUGGUUGGGAGCCACUUGAAGAUGCCACCCCUGGUGAUGUUUGGAGGAAGCAUGAUGAUUGGACCUUCCUCCUCCACGUGGCAUUGUUGUGGCUGCUUGGUUAUGUUUUUUUGGAUUUGACCUCUUUGUAUAGAUCCUUAUAUUAAACUUGUGGGUGCUCCAUGUGGCAUAGCCGUGGGAUAACUUUAAGAAAUCCCCUCUCAGAAAAUUGUAUUAAA
This is a messenger RNA of Cryptomeria japonica (Japanese cedar), 3895 nucleotides long. Its product is annotated as pentatricopeptide repeat-containing protein At2g22070. The transcript is spliced from 4 exons. The record is from RefSeq and is a predicted model, not a curated record. Gene Ontology annotation, biological process: RNA modification. Lineage: Eukaryota; Viridiplantae; Streptophyta; Pinopsida; Cupressales; Cupressaceae. Gene Ontology annotation, molecular function: protein binding; RNA binding; zinc ion binding. Bases 309 to 2933 code for a protein of 874 amino acids.